Messenger RNA from Pecten maximus, 747 nucleotides. RefSeq names its product spermidine/spermine N(1)-acetyltransferase-like protein 1. The transcript has a single exon. The record is from RefSeq and is a predicted model, not a curated record. Bases 1 to 747 code for a protein of 248 amino acids. Lineage: Eukaryota; Metazoa; Mollusca; Bivalvia; Pectinida; Pectinidae.
AUGCCGGGUAUUAGUGACAGGGCUAACUCACAGACGGAGACACACAAGCCGGGUAUUAGUGACAGGGCUAACUCACAGAUGGAGACACACAUGCCGGGUAUUAGUGACAGGGCUAACUCACAGAUGGAGACACACAGGCCGGGUGUUAGUGACAGGGCUAACUCAGAGAAGGAGACACACAGGCCGGGUAUUAGUGACAGGGCUAACUCAGAGAAGGAGACACACAGGCCGGGUAUUAGUGACAGGGCUAACUCAGAGAAGUUGACACACAGGCCGGGUAUUAGUGACAGGGCUAACUCAAAGAAGGAGACACACAGGCCGGGUAUUAGUGACAGGGCUAACUCACAGAUGGAGACACACAGGCCGGGUAUUAGUGACAGGGCUAACUCACAGAUGGAGACACACAGGCCGGGUAUUAGUGACAUGGCUAACUCAGAAAAGGAGACACACAUGCCGGGUAUUAGUGACAGGGCUAACUCAGAGAAGGAGACACACAUGCCGGGUAUUAGUGACAUGGCUAACUCAGAGAAGGAGACACACAUGCCUGGUAUUAGUGACAGGGCUUACUCGGAGAAGGAGACACACAGGCCGGGUAUUAGUGACAUGGCUAACUCAGAGAAGGAGACACACAGGCCGGGUAUUAGUGACAGGGCUAACUCGGAGAAGGAGACACACAGGCCGGGUAUUAGUGACAGGGUUAACUCGGAGAAGCAGACACACAGGCCGGGUAUUAUUGACAGGGACUAA